Molecule: messenger RNA, 1110 nt
Organism: Acanthosepion pharaonis
Lineage: Eukaryota; Metazoa; Mollusca; Cephalopoda; Sepiida; Sepiidae
Source: the annotation of a GenBank genome assembly
AUGUCUUCUUCUUCAUCUUCUCCUUCUCCACCAACUUCUUCUUCUUCUUUCGUCGUCGUCAUUUUGAAUUAUUUCUUCUUCUUCUUCUUCUUGUUUCGUCGUCGUCGUCAUUUCCAAUUUUCAUUGCUACCUAUUUUCAUCGUCAUUGUCAUAGAUUUUGAAUUAUUUCUUCUUCUUCUUCUUCUUCUUCUUCUUCUUCUUCUUCUUCUUUCGUCGUCGUCGUCAUUUCCAAUUUUCAUUGCUACCUGUUUUCAUCGUCAUUGUCAAAGAUUUUGGAUUAUUUCUUCUUCUUCUUCUUCUUUCGUCGUCGUCGUCAUUUCCAAUUUUCAUUGCUACCUGUUUUCAUCGUCAUUGUCAAAGAUUUUGAAUUAUUUCUUCUUCUUCUUCUUCUUCUUUCGUCGUCGUCGUCAUUUCCAAUUUUCAUUGCUACCUGUUUUCAUCGUCAUUGUCAUAGAUUUUGAAUUAUUUCUUCUUCUUCUUUUUCUUCUUCUUCUUCUUCUUCUUCUAUUCAUCAUCGUCGUUUUCGUAGAUUUUGAAUGUAUUCUUCUGCUGCUUCUUCUUCUUCUUCUUCUUCUGCUUUUUUGUUCUAUUUUACAUUCUUCUUCUUCUUCUUCUUUUUUUCUCCUCCUCCUCCUCCCCCUCCUCCUCCCCUCCUCCUCUUCCUACUUCUUCGCCUUCUUCUUCGUUUCCAUCUUCUUCUUCCUCUUCUUCUUUUCUCCUCAUUCUUCUUCUUUUUCUUUUCUACUGUCGUUAUCCUCGCCUUUGACAUCUUUUUCUUGUCACUACUUUCUACCAUUUAACACUUGUUCGUCUUUUUGCAUUGAUCUUCUUCUUCUUCUUUCUCAACGUCACCGUUUGCAGCUUAUUUUCUUUUGUUUUUGCAUUUUUUCUUCUUCUACUUCUUCUGUUACUUUUUCCUCUGCUUUUUCCAAAGUAUCAUCUUUUUUUUCUUUGUUUUUACCAUCAAACCCUACAUUUUCCCCAGUGAUCCCCCGUCUUUUCCUACCAGACAAAUCAAACGACCUCCUUUUCUCUCCUCUCGUAAAUGUUCAUAUACCACGAAUAACAAUGAUUUGCUUCCUUUCUCUAAUAUUAUGCAAAAAUCAUUAA